AUGGAACAUACUCCCGAUCUGUCGCCAGCGUCGACGCCCUCUAGACGAGCUUCUCACAUAGACACGAACACCCACGGCAUACCGUCGCAUUCCCAGCAUGUGCAGUUUCGCGGCGACUCGCGUCCUUCCGUAGACGACUUGCACCCCGAUUCAAGCUCCAGAGUCAACGGAGGACUACGGACAAGUAUGGAUGUCAAGGAAGAGGAUGUAUUCGAUGAACAGUCCCCUCUCCUACCACCGCGUACCAGCGAAGAGAUUGGCAAGGUCCCAGCUUUGUCAGGUGUCACAAGUCCAGAUGAGAGUAGCGGGGAAGUCUCUUGGGACGGUGACAUUGGCUCCAAAGAAGAGAGCAAGAGCAGCUGGUAUCUGUUCCUCUUGACAAUCUCAUUGGGCGGGUGAGUCGGCUUGCUUUUGAAGCCGGUAUACUGGUGAGCCUGUGUCCAAUACCAUACGUUCGCUAACCCAAGAUGAUAGCCUGCAAGUUGCGUGGUCUGUAGAAUUAUCCAACGGCUCACCAUACCUGCUUACCUUAGGCAUCUCCAAGAGUCUGCUGGCCUUCGUCUGGAUUGCUGGACCGCUCUCGGGCACACUAGUACAACCAUACGUCGGGAUCAAAUCAGACAGAUGCCGGUUAAGAUUUGGCAAGCGACGUCCAUUCAUGGUGGUAGGUGCAGUUGCUACCAUCGUAUCUCUCAUGGUUCUGGCUUGGACGCGGGAGAUCGUGGGAGGAUUUCUCCGUAUCUUUGGAGUCGCAAGCGACAGUCAAGGAACAAAGACACUCUCCACCAUCCUGGCGGUGCUGAUGAUCUACAUCCUGGAUUUCAGUAUCAAUGUCAUUCAGGCUGGCAUCCGAGCAUUCAUCGUGGACAACUCGCCAACGCACCAGCAAGACUCAGCAAAUGCAUGGGCAAGCCGUCUAUCGGGCAUCGGAAACAUUGUCGGGUACCUCUUUGGUUAUGCCAAUCUCCCUAAAUACCUGUGGUUCUUCGGCAACACUCAAUUCAAAGUUCUAUGCGUCAUAGCAAGCUUGCUGCUUGCGAUCACCUUGGCGGUAUCCUGCCUGUCAGUCUCUGAGCGAGAUCCUCGGCUGGAGGGAGAGCCUAGGGACCAAAAUCUGGGGGUUGUUGCCUUCUUCAAGACGCUGUUCCAUUCAGUCCGCAGACUUCCGCCCCAGAUCAAGAACGUAUGCAUCGUACAACUUGCAGCAUGGGUGGGCUGGUUCCCCUUCCUCUUCUACAUCACAACAUACAUUGGCGAGCUGUACGUCGAUCCAGUUUUCCGCAAGAACCCGAAUAUGACCGACAAGGAGAUCGACGCCUCCUUAGAACACGGCACCCGCAUCGGCACGUUCGCGCUACUCAUUUACGCACUCGUCUCCUUCGCUGCGAGUGUAGCUCUGCCGUGGUUCAUCGUGAGCUCCUAUAAAGCCCCAGAACCGCCGUUGAGGACCCCAAUGACUCCGACUAGUCCUCUGGCGACCAGGAAUCUUGGGGCAGCGCGCGCGUCAGAGACAGUAGGCGACGGGUACUUCGGUAUCCAGCCAGCAAGCAGACUCGCAAGCGCUGUUGAUCCUGCAGACAGUGGUCCAAUCCGAUCUGCACAGCCAGUUCAGAAGCUGUUAGCAAAGAUGAAAGGUCGUGUUCCCAGACUCGAGAUUCCCUGGCUGACACUGAAGCGGGCUUGGCUGCUGUCCCAUAUCAUGUUUGCGUUGCUGACAUGGCUCACGUUCUUGGCACACGACACGACGGUUGCAACGAUUAUCACCGGCUUGAUUGGAAUACCCUGGGCAAUGACAAUGUGGGCGCCCUUCGCACUCAUCGCAGCGGAGAUUAGCAAGCGCGACAAUAUCCGUCGUGGACUCAUUCGGCCACCUGCAACUAGAGAUGGAGAGUUAUUGUCUCGUGGUGAAGACACAAGCGAAGGGGCAGAUCAAGCAGGUGUGGUUCUAGGUAUCCACAACGUUGCGAUUGCGGCCCCCCAGGUAGUUGCCACGCUUAUCAGCUCAGCGAUAUUCAAGGCCUUACAGAAGCCUAGAGGUGAACCGGGAGAUAACAGCGUCGCCUGGGUCUUGCGUUUUGGUGGUAUUAUGGCUUUGGUCGCUGCGUACUUGACAAGACGGGUGGCGGAGGAAGGUGACGAGGAGGACACGCCGCCAAAGUGGUGA
Messenger RNA from Lecanosticta acicola, 2164 nucleotides. NCBI's taxonomy places the organism in Eukaryota, Fungi, Ascomycota, Dothideomycetes, Mycosphaerellales, Mycosphaerellaceae. The record is from the annotation of a GenBank genome assembly.